GGCAGGCGACGAAGCCGACGGUGCAGGAGCGCUUCGCCUUCCUCUUCAACAACGAGGUGCUCAGCGACGUCCACUUCUUGGUGGGGAAAGGCCGAGCGGGGGCCCAGCGCCUCCCCGCCCACAGGUUUGUGCUGGCUGUGGGCAGUGCGGUCUUUGAUGCCAUGUUCAAUGGCGGGAUGGCUACUACGUCCUCCGAGAUAGAACUACCCGACGUGGAACCGGCUGCUUUCCUUGCUUUGCUGAAGUUUCUCUAUUCUGAUGAGGUUCAGAUAGGGCCGGAGACCGUGAUGACGACCCUCUACACCGCUAAGAAGUACGCUGUCCCCGCGCUCGAAGCCCACUGUGUGGAGUUCCUCAAGAAGAACCUCAGGGCAGAUAACGCCUUCAUGCUCUUAACGCAGGCUAGACUUUUCGAUGAGCCCCAGCUGGCAAGCCUUUGCCUGGAAAACAUAGAUAAGAACACAUCUGACGCCAUCAACGCAGAAGGCUUCACAGAUAUUGACCUUGAUACACUGGUGGCUGUCCUGGAGAGGGACACCCUUGGCAUCCGUGAGGUGCGCCUCUUCAACGCGGUGGUCCGGUGGUCAGAGGCCGAGUGCCAGCGGCAGCAGCUGCAGGUGGUCCCAGAAAACAAGCGGAAAACCCUGGGCAAAGCCCUCUCCCUCAUCCGGUUCCCCUUGAUGACCAUCGAGGAGUUCGCAGCGGGGCCAGCUCAGUCGGGCAUCCUGACCGACCGCGAAGUGGUCAGCCUGUUCCUGCACUUCACCGUCAACCCCAAGCCGCGGGUGGAGUUCAUCGACCGCCCCCGCUGCUGCCUGCGUGGCAAGGAGUGCAGCAUCAACCGCUUCCAGCAGGUGGAGAGCCGCUGGGGGUACAGCGGGACCAGCGACCGGAUCAGGUUCUCUGUCAACAAAAGGAUAUUUAUCGUCGGAUUCGGGUUGUACGGAUCCAUCCACGGCCCGACAGAUUAUCAAAUUAUUCACACCGACAGCAACACAAUCCUGGGCCAGAAUGACACCGGGUUCAGCUGCGACGGGUCUUCCAACACUUUCCGGGUCAUGUUUAAAGAGCCCGUUGAGAUCUUGCCCACUGUCAGCUACACAGCCUGUGCCACGUUGAAGGGCCCCGAUUCCCACUACGGCACCAAAGGGCUCCGCAAAGUGAUCCACGAGUCGCCAACGACGGGUGCCAAGACCUGCUUCACCUUCUGCUAUGCCGCCGGCAACAACAACGGCACGUCCGUGGAGGACGGACAGAUCCCAGAGAUCAUCUUCUACACAUAGGGGCCCCCGGUGGGGGGAUAGCUUGCUGCCGGGCGGACGGGCACGUGCCGCCUCCCUUCCUGCCGCCUCAUCUCUCCCCCUCCAUGCACACCCCUUGUGUGUCCUUCCCAGUUGAAACCGCAGGCCGUCCUCUGCCGUGCUGGCAGGAGGGCUGCUAGCCGGGGCUGGGGGCCCAGUGGGGCCGGCACCGGGAGCCCACUGACUGGACGCGUUCGCUGGCCUGAGCGGCUAGCAGUUCCUUCUGCCCAUGCUGGCAGCUCAGCUCUACCAUUGCAUUGUGAACCUAGCCGCUUCUACAUCCAGCUGUUGCAGUGGGGAGGCGGGGGCAGACUCGCUGUGGCGGGUGGACAGUCCCUGCCAAAAGAAGCCCCCCUCUGUGCCAGGAUCAGGCCAGACGGGGGGGAUGCGGCAGGGCAAGGAGGAAAUGUUUCUGACGGCUGUCGCCUGGCAAGGCUUGAUCCAGAAAGCACUUUCUGCAGGACCCAGGCUGCUCCUGCCCCUCGCCGGACAACUACCUUAUCGUGUCAAGGGACAGAUUAAAAAAAAAUAAAAAUGGGAUCGUUUUGGGAGGGACUCGUCCUUGACCGCGAGGCGGCGAGGGUGAUUUGCAGCCACAAAAAACUUGCCUUGUUUGAAGAGUAAUGGGAGUGGCUGAAGUCCCUGGACUCUGAUCGUCAGUAUGUUGCUUGCUGCUAAUAAUAAUAAUAAUGAUAAUAAUAAUAUAGUGCAACUCAACAAUGCAUUUUACUCUU
This is a messenger RNA of Lacerta agilis (Sand lizard), 2035 nucleotides long. RefSeq names its product BTB domain containing 2 (gene BTBD2). Bases 162 to 1283 code for a protein of 373 amino acids. Gene Ontology annotation, biological process: neurogenesis. Gene Ontology annotation, cellular component: cytosol; P-body. The transcript is spliced from 9 exons. The record is from RefSeq and is a predicted model, not a curated record. Gene Ontology annotation, molecular function: protein binding. Lineage: Eukaryota; Metazoa; Chordata; Lepidosauria; Squamata; Lacertidae.